Molecule: messenger RNA, 1812 nt
Organism: Peronospora belbahrii
Lineage: Eukaryota; Oomycota; Peronosporomycetes; Peronosporales; Peronosporaceae
Source: the annotation of a GenBank genome assembly
AUGACACAAGAAAAGGACAUGAAAUCGGUUCGUAAACGGACACUACUGAUGGAUACACGUUUGAAUAGUGGACGAACGGGAGGCAUUUAUAUUCCACCAUUCAAGUUGGCACAAUUACAACAACAAGAAGAGAAAAAUGACCGUAGCAUAUCGUCUGAAGAGACGCAACGACGAACAUGGGAUGCAUUACGUAAAAGUCUCAAUGGUCUCAUUAAUAAAGUCAAUGUGGCCAAUCUAAGUAAUAUUCUACCCGAGCUUUUCCAGGAAAAUCUAGUGCGAGCACGUGGUUUGUUGACAAGAGCUAUUAUGAAAGCACAAUUGGCAUCACCGGGUUUUACGCACAUUUAUGCAGCACUUGUGGCAGUACUUAACACAAAAAUGCCCGAGAAUGGGGAGCUGCUGGUCAAGCGUGUCGUUUUCCGCUUCCGCCGAGCUUUUAAGAGAGGAGACAAAGUUGUUGCGAUUGCACUUGUUCGCUUUAUUGCACACCUUGUAAACCAGCAGGUUGUCCACGAGUUGUUGGCGCUCGAAGUGCUCACCUUGUUGCUGGCAAAUCCAACUGACGACUCUGUUGAAGUGGCUGUGAACUUUACGAAAGAAUGUGGACAGAUCUUGGCCGAGUUGUGUCCUGAAGGACUGCGUGCUAUCUUUGAACGCUUUCGAGGCAUUCUUCAUGAAGGAGAAAUUGAUAAGCGCGUGCAGUAUACAAUUGAGGGACUAUUUGCCAUUCGCAAGGGCGAAUUUGCAGACUACCCAGCCGUGCAUGAACAGCUGGAUCUGGUCGAGUCUGGAGACCAAAUUACGCACGAGACAACACUUGAAGAGCAGAUUGAUUGCGAAGAUAAGCUGGACGUCUUCCGGUUCGACCCAGACUACGAGAAGAACGAACAGCUGUGGGCUGCGAUUAAGAAGGAGAUUUUAGGCGAAUCUGACUCGGACUCUUCCAGUGGAAGUGACGACGAUGGAGAGGAGGAUAAUGAUGUACAGCAACCUGUGUCCGCCGACAAUAACAUGGCCAUCCAGGACUACACAGAGCAGGACCUUGUGAAUUUACGUCGCACAAUCUACCUGACUAUCAUGUCUAGUAUCACGCACGAAGAAUGCGCUCACAAGUUAAUGAAGCUCAAUAUUCGCCCAGGACAGGAGAAGGAAAUUUGUUCGAUGCUUAUCGAGUGUUGCAGUCAGGAGCGAACGUACUUGCGAUACUAUGGAUUGCUUAGUGAGCGGUUCUGUCUGAUCAAGCGCGAAUACCAGGAUGCUUUUGACGAGUGCUUUGCCGAACAGUACUCUCUGAUACACCGUCUCGAGACCAACAAACUUCGCAACGUGGCGAAGCUUUUCGCUCACUUACUGUUUACAGACGCUCUGCCGUGGACUGUAUUCGAAUAUAUCAAUUUGAACGAGGAAGAGACCACGUCGUCCAGCCGUAUUUUCAUCAAGAUAUUGUGCCAGGAGCUUUCGGAGCAUCUCGGCAUGAAGGUGCUGAAAGAGCGUUUUCAUGAUAAGAUUAUGCAGCCUACGUUUGCUGGUCUUUUCCCGACGGACAACCCGCGGAACACUCGUUUUGCUAUCAAUUUCUUCACAUCUAUUGGCCUUGGUGGUCUGACUACGGAGUUGCGCGAGUACCUAAAGAAUGCACCGAAGAUAAUUAUGGAGCAGGCGAAGGCUGCGGCUGAUAGCAGCGAUUCUGCUUCAGACUCAGGGUCGAGUGAUAGCAGCAGCAGUAGCAGUAGCUCUUCCAGUUCCAGCUCAGACUCGGACUCAGAUUCUAGUAGCAGCAGCGGCAGCAGUGACUCAUCCGAUUCUGACUAA